AUGCAACUCUCCAAUGUUUUCAAGCUCGUCGCCAUCGUGGCUCUUAGCGCCCCCGCGCUAGCUAAGCCCAUCGACGUUCAGGACGAGACCGGCCUCGCUGCCCGCGGCGUCGACCCUGCGCGGGGGGACGUCGCCCAGGUCCAAGAAGCCGUGAGUAAGGAUUCCAUCGAAGUUGACCAGGAAAAGGAGAAGGAGGAGGAGAAGAAGAAGAAGCCCGAGGUCGUGGCCCGCGAAGUCAGGACCACCAGCAGCAGCAGCAACAUAAACCCCGUCGAGUCCGCAAACCAUAUCCGCCGUAGCUUGCUCACCCUUGCCAGCAAGCUUCCGAUCCCAGGACUCCCGGGCCUCGCCAUCAAGGGCACGGCUCUCCUCAAGAACGGACUGUCGCUGGUCUCAAAGGGCAAAAAGGCCGCGCAAGCCGCAAAGGGUGUACGGGUUGCGAAAGCCGCAAGGAUGCCCCAGGGAGCUGCCGGGCGCGCAAGAGGCUUCUUUCGCAGGCCGAUGAUGCGCAGACCAAUGAUGCGCGGGUCAAUGAUGCGCGGGUCAAUGAUGCGCGGGUCAAUGAUGCGUGGAGGAGCAGCACGACCUGGAGGCAUGGCUCCAGGGGCAAUGAUUCGCGGAGGAGCACAAUCGGGUCGCAUGGCUCCAGGGAGAAUGGCUCAAGGGGGAAUGGCUCAAGGGGGAAUGGCUCAAGGGGGAAUGGCUCAAGGGGGAAUGGCCCAAGGAGGAAUGGCCCAAGGAGGAAUGGCCCAAGGGGGAAUGGGCAGAUCGAUGAUGCGCCAAGGCUCAAUCCGUCCGCAGACAGCCGUCUCGGGGGCAGCAGCAAUGGCACCGGGAGCGGCCGGUCAGGGAGUCGGACAGGGAGCAGCGGGCUCCGCGGCGGCAGCCGGCGGUCAGGGCAUGGGUGGACAAAUGGCGGCCGGAGCGGCGGGCGGAGGCUUCCUGGGCGGUGCGGCCGCGGGAGCCGCCCUCGCCGGCAGCAUGGGAAUCGGGUUGCAGACCGACACGGGCCGUUGCCACUGCGUGCCCAUCGGACGCAGGGACCUCAAGAGCCUCGCGCGCCGCCAGAUGGAGGGUCAUGGCCAAAACCAAGGAGGACAAUGCCCACCUUGUCCCGCCGGCCAAGUUCUGUUUGCAGUCUCGCAUAAUGGUCAACAGGAUGGUGAUCAUGCUGAUGGUGGUGGUGGUGGUGGCAUGUUCCCACAAGGUCAGCCAAAUUUCUCCUUUAGGCCACAUGGUUCGAUGUAA
Messenger RNA from Pyricularia pennisetigena, 1248 nucleotides. RefSeq lists its product as uncharacterized. The record is from RefSeq and is a predicted model, not a curated record. The transcript has a single exon. The coding region runs from base 1 to 1248 and encodes 415 amino acids. Lineage: Eukaryota; Fungi; Ascomycota; Sordariomycetes; Magnaporthales; Pyriculariaceae.